Molecule: messenger RNA, 351 nt
Organism: Apodemus sylvaticus (European woodmouse)
Lineage: Eukaryota; Metazoa; Chordata; Mammalia; Rodentia; Muridae
Product: 60S ribosomal protein L27-like
Biological process (GO): translation
Cellular component (GO): ribosome; cytosolic large ribosomal subunit
Molecular function (GO): structural constituent of ribosome
Source: RefSeq, a predicted model, not a curated record
AUGGGCAAGUUCUACUCUGGACACAAAGCUGUCCUUGUGAAGAACAUUGACAAUGGCACCCCGGACCAACCUUACAGCUGUGCCCUGGUGGCUGGAACUGAUCGCUAUCCCCAAAAAGUGACAGCUGCCGUGCGCAAGAAGAUGGUCACCAAGUGAUCCGAGAUCAAGUCCUUUGUGAAAGUUUAUGACGACAACCACCUCAUGCCCUUGGACAAGACUGCUGUCCACAAGGAUGUGUUCAGAGACCCAGCUUUGAAACGCAAGGCCAGGCGGGAGGCCAAGGUCAAGUUUGAGGAGCGAUACAAGACAGGGAAGAAAAAAUGGUUUCUCCAGAAGCUUCGCUUUUAAGUA